Molecule: messenger RNA, 486 nt
Organism: Chiloscyllium plagiosum (whitespotted bambooshark)
Lineage: Eukaryota; Metazoa; Chordata; Chondrichthyes; Orectolobiformes; Hemiscylliidae
Source: RefSeq, a predicted model, not a curated record
AUGUUGCACACAACUAUAAAUAGAUUAAAUCUGUUUGUCACGUGGAAUAUUUCUCUUAGAAUUUUGCUUUGUGUUUACACAGGACAAAAUUCACCUCCAGUUAACACAAGCAUUUGAUAAAGAAGAUCAGACCAUAAAAGAUGAAGCUGAAAAGGAAGAAUGCACAGAGAAACCAGAUAAAAUAAAUAAAAAAAUGUUAUCGAGAGAUUCCAGCCAAGAAUACACAGAUUCCACUGGAAUAGAUCUUCAUGAAUUUUUAGUAAAUACUUUGAAAAAUAAUCCCAGGGAUAGAAUGAUGUUGCUGAAGUUAGAACAAGAAAUUCUGGAUUUUAUCAGUAAUAACAAUAUUCAAUAUAGGAAGUUUCCUCCAAUGACCUCCUAUCAUAGGAUGUUGUUGCACAGAGUGGCUGCAUACUUUGGCUUGGAUCACAACGUUGACCAAACAGGAAAAGCUGUGAUCAUAAACAAAACUAGCAACACAAGAAU